UCAAAACUCACUGAAUUAUGAGCAGCUUCCAGAGUUCCUGCAGGAACGACAUUUGUUUGUUUGUUCUCCUAAACUGUGACCAGCAUCAUCUUCAAUUCGACAACAACGCCAAAGAAUCCACGGUUGGGGUGAGAUCCCAGCGUUGAAGAAGCUCCAACAUGGACAAGAGAAUGCUGAGAGGAGACUUGCUCACAGGUGAAGGUGAAAGUGAAGUCUCUGCUGAGACUCGGGGCAAAGAGCAGGGAGAACCCACCUCUGUACGUCCUCAGUGUGAGAACCAUGAUGACCAGACCAGUCCUCAGAGGAUCAAUCAGGAGGGAACAGAGGAGUCUGGACUCGGCUGUGUGUCUCUGAAAAGUGACCAGUCCAUGUACAUUGGCAUUGACUUCAAAGGUGAAUUAAAGGCUUUAGAGGACAGAGUGGAUCAACAUAUCUCAGAGCAUCAGCAUAUGUCACAUCUAGACUCCAUACGGCAGCGGUUGGAGAAGAAGUUCCUCAGGUACGUGGGGAGAGUCUGGAUGACUCUCAGCGCAGAUGAGCCAGAACCCCCAGAGACUAUGGAGUCUGAGGAACAAUGGAGGAGCAUCAGUGAGGAGUUCUUGAAGAUAACAGUUCUCCUCCUGAUGGACAUGGGGGAAGAGGAUCUGGCUGAGCGACUCCGAUGCAGAAGUCGUGCUGCUGAGUCUGGACGUCAGCUGAAGAAGAGACUGCAGAAGAAAUUCCAAAAUGUGUCUGAGGGGGUCCCUAAAGCAGGAAACUCUGUCCCUCUGAAUCAGAUCUACACAGAGCUCUACAUCACUGAGGGGGGCACAGACCAGGUCAACCAGGAGCAUGAGGUCCGACAGAUCGAAGCAACAACCAAGAACCAGACCAGAGCAGAAACAACCAUCAGACCAGAAGACCUCUUCAGAAGGUCACCUGACAGAGAGUCACCAAUCAGGAGCCUGCUGACGAAGGGCGUCGCAGGCAUUGGGAAGACCCUCCUGACCCAGAAGCUGACUCUGGACUGGGCUGAAGACAAAGCCCACCAGAACUUCCUGUUCAUGUUUCCAUUCACCUUCAGAGAGCUUAACCUGCUGAAAGAAAAGAAGUUGAGUUUGGUGGAACUUGUUCACCUCCUCUUCCCAGAAACCAAAGAAUCAGGACUCAGCAGCUUUGAUGGAGUCCAGGUCCUGUUCAUCCUGGAUGGUCUGGACGAGUGUCGACUCCCUCUGGAUUUCAACAGUGGGGUCCUAACACAAGCUAGAGAGUCCACCUCAGUGGACGUCCUGUUGACCAACCUCAUCAAGGGGAACCUGCUUCCCUCAGCUCGCCUCUGGAUCACCUCACGACCUGCAGCAGCCAAUCAGAUCCCUCCUGAGUGUGUGGACAUGGUCACAGAGGUCAGAGGGUUCACCGACCUUCAGAAGGAGGAGUACUUCAGGAAGAGGUUCAGAGAUGAAGAGCAGACCACCAUCAUCUCUCACAUCAGGAGAUCACAAAGCCUCUACAUCAUGUGUCACAUCCCCAUCUUCUGCUGGAUCACUGCCACAGUUCUGGAGGACAUGUUGAAGAGCAGAGAGACCAGAGAGCUGCCCAAGACCCUGACGGAGAUGUACAUCCACUUCCUGGUGGUUCAGGCCAAAGUCAAGAAGCUCAAGUACCAUGGAGGAGCUGGGACAGACGAGGUUUGGACUCCUGAGACCAGGGAGAUGAUUAAGUCUCUGGGAAAACUGGCUUUUGAACAGUUGCAGAGAGGAAACUUGAUCUUCUAUGAAUCAGACCUCACAGAGUGUGACAUCAACGUCAGAGCUGCUUCAGUUUACUCUGGAGUGUUCACACAGAUCUUCAGGGAGGAGACAGGACUUUACCAGGAUAAGGUCUUCUGCUUUGUCCACCUGAGCCUUCAGGAGUUUCUAGCUGCUCUGCAUGUCCACCUGACCUUCACCAUUUCUGGAAUCAACCUGCUGGACCCUCAAGCUCCUCCACAGUCUGAGGUCAAACUUGAUCUCCAACACUUCUACCAGACAGCUGUGGUCCAGACCCUGGAGAGUCCAAAUGGACACCUGGACUUGCUCCUGCGCUUCCUCCUGGGUCUUUCACUGAAGACCAACCAGAAACUCCUGCAAGGAUUUUUGGGGAUGACAAGAAGAAGAUCCUGGUCUAAUAAGAACACAUCAAAGAUCAUCAAGGAGACAUUAUGUGAGAAUGUGUCUCCAGAAGGAGCCAUUAACCUGUUCCACUGUCUUAGUGAGCUGAGGGUCACUUCCCUAGUGGAGAAGAUCCAACAGCAGCUGAAAUCAGGAGGUCUUUCUAGACGUCUGUCUCCCGCUCACUGGUCUGCUGUGGCCUUCAUCCUCCUGUCCUCUGAAGAACAUCUGGAUGUGUUUGACCUGAGCAAAUACUCUGCUUCGGAGGAUGUUUUUCUGAGACUGCAGCCUGUGGUCAGAGCUUCAAACAAAGUCUUGCUGAGAAGCGGUGGACUGUCAGAGAGAAGUUGUCCACCUCUGUCCUCAGUCCUCAGCUCCCCGUCCUCCAGUCUGACACACCUGGACCUGAGUGACAACCAGCUGCAGGAUUCAGGAGUGAAGCUCCUGUGUGCUGGACUGGAGAGUCCACACUGUCACCUGGAGACUCUGAGGUUGAGACUCUGUGGACUGUCAGAGAGCAGUUGUUCACCUCUGGCCUCAGUCCUCAGCUCUCCGUCCUCCAGGCUGACACACCUGGACCUGAGGGACAACCAGCUGCAGGAUUCAGGAGCAAAGCUCCUGUGUGCUGGACUGGAGAGUCCACACUGUCACCUGGAGACUCUCAGUCUGUCAGGGUGUCUGAUCUCAGAGGAAGGCUGUGCUUCUCUGGCCUCAGCUCUGAGAUCCAACCCCUCCCAUUUGAGAGAGCUGGACCUCAGCUACAAUCAUCCAGGAGGACCAGGACUGGAGCAGCUGACUGCUGGAGUGGAGAGACCAGACUGGAGGCUGGAGAUUCUCAGGGUGAACCACGGUGGACAGAAGAGGUUAAGACCUGGUCUGCUCAAGUAUGUCUGUCAGCUCACACUGGACCCAGACACUGCUCACCAACGCCUCCUACUGUCUAACAACGACAGGACAGUGGGACAAGGAAGCCAAGACCAAAACUAUCCAGAACAUCCCGACAGGUUUCACAAAUAUCAUCAGCUGCUUUGUAGAGAUGCUCUGCGUGGUCGCUGUUACUGGGAGGUGGAGUGGAGAGGAGGAAUUUAUAUCUCAGUGACUUACAGAAGAAACAGUGGAGAUGCCGAGUAUCUGUUUGGAGACAACGAUCAGUCCUGGAGUCUGAACUGCUGUGAUGGAGGAUAUUUUGCUUCUCACAAUGGUGACUUCACAGCGAUCGAGUCCAGCUCUGUCUCUAAGAGAGUCGGAGUGUUUGUGGAUUGUACAGCAGGAACCUUGUCCUUCUACAGAGUCUCCACUGAUGCUUGGAUCCACCUCCACACCUUCUUCACCUCCUUCUCUCGACCACUCUACCCAGGAUUUACUCUCUAUCAGUCUGAUUCUUCUGUGACUCUAUGCGACCUGAAUGAGUCAGCAGCUGUGUAGAGUGGACAUGUGCUUGUUCGACAUACCAUGUGGGUGGCGUUGUCUUGCUAUCACAACAGACCACUGAAGCGCAGACACACUGAAACGACUUGGAGACGCUGGGGUGGACGAGGAGGCCAACUAAUAACUGCACUUCACUCACAGCUACAUAACUGUCAUUUUUUGUGAAAUUCAAAGUUUGCUUAA
This is a messenger RNA of Synchiropus splendidus (mandarinfish), 3740 nucleotides long. Its product is annotated as NLR family CARD domain-containing protein 3-like. Gene Ontology annotation, molecular function: protein binding. The transcript is spliced from 11 exons. The record is from RefSeq and is a predicted model, not a curated record. Lineage: Eukaryota; Metazoa; Chordata; Actinopteri; Syngnathiformes; Callionymidae. Bases 159 to 3554 code for a protein of 1131 amino acids.